This is a messenger RNA of Plasmodium gaboni, 2613 nucleotides long. RefSeq lists its product as hypothetical. The coding region runs from base 1 to 2613 and encodes 870 amino acids. The record is from RefSeq and is a predicted model, not a curated record. The transcript has a single exon. Lineage: Eukaryota; Apicomplexa; Aconoidasida; Haemosporida; Plasmodiidae.
AUGCGUAUUAAAAAUAAAUUUUCCCUCAUAAGUUUGGAAUGUUUACAGGUGAAUUUAAUAAUUCCUUUUUAUAAAAAAAAAAGGAAAAUAAUAGAUAAUCAUUUUUUUAUAUUUAGAAGGUUUAAUUCAUCAGAUAAAAUAUAUUCACUGGACAAAAACUGUAAUAAUUUAUCAUUUCAAUAUAAAAAUGAUAUAAAUCAUAUUGACGAUAAAAAUGAAUUGAAUCAUAAUUUUAUAGGCAAAAAAACAAACUUUUUAAAUAAGCAAACAAGUGAAAACAAGAAAAACGUAUUACAAAAUAAAAAUGAUAAUAAGUACAAGGAUUUUCAUUCUGGAAGGGGAAAUGAUGAUGACAAGAUUAGUAAUAAUUUUUUUUUUUCUGAUGACACACAUGAAUAUAAAAAUAAUGAAACGAAUUAUACUUUCAAUGAUAACACACAUGAAUAUAUAAACAGUGAAACUAAUGAUGCUAUCACUGAUAACAAUUAUGAAUAUACAAAUGAUGAAUACAAUGAAGAUGUUGAUGACGAUUUAGAUACCUUAUUAUUAACAAACAACUUAAACUCCAGUUUAAUAGGAGAACUUUGGCAUGCAUCAGCAAAUAGUAUUUAUAAAAAUAAUAAAAAGUUAGAUGUUCAUGAUGAAAACAAAAAUAAAGAACAAAUAAAUGAUAUUGCUAAAACAUCUACAAAUAUAAUUAAACAAAUAGAUAAUGGUAUACAGACAAACAUGGAUAUACCACAAAAACAUGAUAAUCAAAAGUGUAAGGAAAAUUUUUCAAAUUUAUUUGUCAAUGAAAUAUAUGAAAAAGAAGAAAAAGAGACUCAAAAAAUGAAAGAAUAUUUAGAACAACACGAAGAACAUUUUUCAAUGUUUAGAAAUUCAAUUUUAUGUAAAUUAAGAAUAGCUGAAGAAUUAUCUCGAAAUGGUAAUCACUCCAGUAAAGAAAAUAUAAAUACAUACAAUAAAAACAAAGAAGAACAUUAUAAAAACUUAAUAGAUUCUAUAAAUAAUACAAAUAAUCCAAACAUGAACUUAAAUAAUAAUCAUUAUCAUAAUAAUAAUAAAAAAAAAAAAAAAAGAAAUUAUUUUUAUCCAAUGAAUAAUAAUAUCAAUUAUGAUCAUGUAGAAACUAUCCGAAUUUUAGAUAUUGAUAAUAUUCCAUGUAAUAUAUUAAAUAAUUUAUUUGCAUAUAAUAUUGUAAAAAAUUGUAGUGCAGAAUUAUGUUUAAAAAUAAUAAGUAGAUUAGGUAUGUAUAGAGAUAAAUAUUCACAAAUAUCUUAUGAAAAUAUGAUUAAUUAUUUAGGUCAAGUAUUAAAUUGUUCAAAAAAUGCAGAAAUUAUUGCACUCUUUUCUAGAUGUUAUGAAACUAUAAGUAUUCCAUUCUUAGUUAAUUAUGUUAGAAAAUAUGGUACAUUCUCAAGAGCUUUUAUAGUUAAUAUGUAUGAUAAAUAUUCUAAAAAGAGAUUAUUUGAUUUUGUAAGAUAUGAAAAUAAUAUGGGCAUACGAAAACUACCAAAUAUAUUAACACAUCCUUAUCAUUUAUCAUCAUAUACAAAAUUAUUAGGGGAAUGCUCAGCUAAAAAAGAUAUGUAUGUACAGCUAAAAAUAUUAGGACAUAUUCCAGAUACUUCUCAAAUAACACAAGAAAAUAAAAGUCAAGAGGAAAUUGAUUAUUUAAUGAAUGCCAAAAAAGUAUCUAAUAAAAAAAUUGAUAAUAUCAAUAAUAUAGAUCUAAUACAAGAUGAAACAAAAAAAAAAAAAAAAAAAUCUACUAAAUUUAUUGAAAGACCGAAAAUUUAUGAUAUCAUUUUAUCAUCAGAAUAUACAGGUCUUCCCAUUGAACAUUUCAUGGAUCAACAAAAAAAGAUAGAACAUGACAAAAAUAGUAAGAAUGUAAUGAAAACACUACCAAAUAAGGAUAUAAGAAUUGAAGAUGAUAUAUUACAUAAUGAUUUUAUAAUAAAUGAUGAAUUAGAUAAGGAAAAUAAAAAAAAAAUUAUAAUAAAUAAUAAACAAAAUGGUGAUAUAUUAAAUGUUAAUAAUAAUAAUAAUAAAAAAGAGUCUAUACAAAGUACAUAUAACAUGAACAAUUUAAACAUUAAAGAGAAUCAACAAAAUGAAGAGAAUGUUCAUUAUAAUAAUAAUGAAAAUACAAAUUUUAUUCUUGAUGAUGAUUGUGAUAUAUAUAUAUAUAAACGAUUUAACAAAUUAAACAAUUCAUCAUUUAAAAUGCAAACUACUUUGGUCAAAACAGAAAUAAGUGAUGAAAAUAAACAAAAUAAUGAAAUAGAUCUAUAUAUUAAUAAAGGACAAUAUUUUCAAGAAAUAGAUAAAGAUCAAAAUAAUAAAUCCUUAUGGAAAUUACCUUGGAAUAGUAUAAAAAAAGAUUCCUUUUAUUUCAAAGGUAGAUUUUUUAAAAUAUUACCUAAUGAAGGAUGGUCAGAAAUUAAAGAACUAUCCAAAAAUUAUAUUAAACCAAAAAGAAGAAGAACACAACAUUGUAUUAAGAGACAAAGAAUUUUACAAAAAAAAAUUAAAGUUAAUUUGUUUAAAAAAAAAAUUUUAGAAAAUUAUAAUAAAAUGAAAAAACAAAAAAAUGAAAUAAAAUAA